Molecule: messenger RNA, 5025 nt
Organism: Temnothorax curvispinosus
Lineage: Eukaryota; Metazoa; Arthropoda; Insecta; Hymenoptera; Formicidae
Gene: dpr12
Product: zwei Ig domain protein zig-8
Exons: 8
Coding region: 1409-2296 (295 amino acids)
Biological process (GO): synapse organization
Cellular component (GO): neuron projection membrane
Source: RefSeq, a predicted model, not a curated record
UACUAUCUCACAAGCACGAUAUCGCGGUCAGCACGAGCUAUACAAGACACCCUACUUCCCAUGCCAGUGGCAGGGCAUUGGCGUGUAGCCACGAUGGUAGUCUCGGUAUGCCGGUGUAACCGGUCGUGAGUCGGGAGUUUAUUCUCUUCGAGCGUAGGCAGAGCUCGCUACCUUGCGCUCUGCGAUCCACACUCACACCCGGUACUCCGUCCGCCUUUUCCACCACCAACACUGUCCCCCGGUGCUCCCACCCCAGCGGGUAACGCUCCCUCUCGCUGUCGCUCCCUCCCGCGUGCGCGUCGCCCGACCCUCGGAAAUUCUGAAAGCGGUUCGCGCCUGUGCAACGCGGGGGUGGCGAGGGACCGAAAAUCGAGGUGAAAGGAAACUCCGCGGAUCCGGCCUAAGGGUCUCUCCUAGGGCUGAUGUGUGUCGACCGUGCCCCCUCGCGUGUGCGUCCUGCGAGCGCGAAAAAUUCAUACACACGCGCGCGCUUACGCACAUACACACGUAUACAUUAGCGCGUAUACACACGCGCGUGUAUUAUUUGCGCCCAUCGUGGGAUACGCGUGUAAAUACGUGUGUCGUGAAUCCGCGACGAAUCAUCGAUAUUUUCAUCGCUCCGAGAGCGAUCGCCCUCUCUCGUUGCCGACCCCCUUGCUACCGCUCCGAGAAGGCAGGGUGUUCGCGACGCGCGAAUCGGUUACCGGAACCGCGUUCCUUCACCGGGAUAAGCGACGCCGUGGUGACGUUCGAUCGCGCAGCCAGUUCUCCAAGUGACACACUUUCAUCCGCGAGAGAAGGAAAACUCACCUUACGGCAGCCUGACGGCGACCACGACAAAAGGACUGUGUGGGAUAGUGUGAUUAUCCUCGAGUGCACGCGACAACCUGCGAGCGCGGGUGGGAGUUUGGGCAAGUGUGACAUGUCAGUGCGUCAUCAUCGUCGAGCUCAGUGACCAUCCCAAGUUUUUCUUCGGUGACUCGCGGCCGACGUUAAUACGUUUCUCUUCGUCAUAUGUCGCGUUAGCCAGCGGAUCGCGAAGUGCGGAGUAACUGGCUUUCGAGUGAUCUCCACCGCGCUGUGGUGCACGAUCGGGGAUUCGGAGGAUCGAGCCGCUCCCGGUGGGCAAGGGGGAUCAUGUGUCCCCGAUUGCAGCCCUCCUUCGAGGGUUGAGUCGCCGAUUCGGUGUACGACACCGAUCGGCCGACACCGGACCGCGAGUGUUGUGUUGCGCGACAAGCUCGUCUCGGCGAUUCGUCUGCCCGAGGACAUCCCUGCCGUGACGCGAAGUGAUCUCGCGGAGGACCAACCGUGUACCACAUUCUCGCGCAGCAAAUCCACGCAGGGUUGCAACAACUUUACAACUCCGCUGUUGCGCAUCGGCCGGAGGACUUGGAACCUCGCGAGGAUGCGGGACCGGCUCUCGUGGUACAUGGUCUUCUUGAUUCUGCCAACAAUCCUCUUGGCCAGGUCGCUCGAUAAAGAUCGACGCGUGCCCUACAACAUCCCGUCGGAUUGGAAGGCCCUUUGGUUCAGCAAUCUCGACGAGCUGCAGAGAGUGAACGAGGCGAACGACAACAACACCGUUUCUAACGUCACGGUGCAAUUGGGCGGCACCGCCUUUCUGCACUGCAAAGUUCGCAAUUUGGCAGAGAGAACCGUUUCCGAUGCCGAGAUAUCGUGGAUCCGGCGACGUGACUUUCACGUUUUAACAAGCUCCAUGUUCACAUAUACGAACGACGAGCGAUUUCAAGUACUGCAUCCCGAGGGCUCGGACGAUUGGACCCUUCAAAUAAAAUACGUCCAAGAAAGAGACAAUGGGACGUACGAGUGUCAGGUCUCGAGAAGUGCAGGGAUACUGUCACACUUCGUCAAUCUAAAUAUAGUGAUACCAGAGGCGUUUAUAUUAGGAAGCGACGAGCAUCACGUCGACGUAGGAUCUAUCAUAAAUCUCGUGUGCAUAAUAGAGAAGAGCCCGACGCCGCCGCAAUACGUGUUCUGGUAUCACAAUAACCGGAUGAUAAACUACGACACCACGCGCGGCAGCGUGACCGUACAAACCGAUCCAGGACCAACUCAGAGCCGGCUGACGAUUCGCCAGGCAGUGGAGACGGACACGGGCAAUUACACGUGCAGCGCCUCCAACACCAAGCCGGCAUCGAUCUUCGUCUUCGUCACCGAAGGUGACAAGAUGGCAGCGAUACAGCGCCGCAAGACGUCGGCAGCGAAGAGGAAUCUGGCGGGGGUGCUGGUACCGGCGGUACUCGUCGUAGCGAGCGUCGUUUUAGCGCGAUAAGCGUUUCACUUCGAAAUGUCCAUAACUAUUACGUCAUUACUUCCGUUUGUGAUAGAUAGGAUAUUACCCUCCCCAUCCCCCGGGACUUUACGGUCCGCGUCUGCCUGCCUACCCCCUCCCUCCUUUUUCACCUCUUCACUCACCCCUAGGCUCACAUCCUCUCUCUCUCUCUCUCCCAACCAUCCCUCGCGGGGUCUUCUUUCCUCCCCCGAACCUAGGUUCCCGUCUUCCGUUCCAUCUUCCAACCACCCUUCCUCCACCCUUCUCUCUCUCGCUCGUCCCUCCUAUUCCUUAUUUACUUUAGUCGAGGUUGCCGCCGGCUGGACUACUUAGAUAUGCGAGAUUUUCGUGGAAGAUUGCGCGAUUGCCUGCUCCAAGUCAUUACGCGCGACGCGCAUGCGACUCGAAUUAUGUAAAUACUGCCCGGGUCGAAUACGCCACGACGAGGCGGAUUACGUUAGGCCAGGCCUGUCCAACUUCCGGGCACCGCUUGGUCGUCCGUUCUCGACUAUACAGGCCAGAUUUCAGGCCGGUCGGAUGGAAAAUUCACGCGGUCAAUGUAAACGAAUCGAUCGUGUUGCUAACAAGGUGAGGCUAUAUUUCUCGGAAAUCGGAAAUAAUUGAUGAACGGGUUGAAAAGAGUACAGAUUUCCGUUGCGUAUACAUGUGCGAGAACGAUACAAGAGGAGAAGUUUGGGAUACAGUUGCUAUAGACACCGCGUUUCCUUCAAGAAUAUGUUACACCAUUUACAAAUGCACAGUUGUCACCCUCACAAUUUUAAUUCUUGGACUUAUUUUUCUUUCGAAAUAAUCGAUUUAAAAAAAAAAUGACCAAAUAGUAUAUAUGAAUCGGGGAAUGUGUCGCUCAAGUGAUUUUAAACAGAAACUGCCAUUUGGUACAGGGUCAGAACAGUUACAAUAAUAAAAUCCUAAAUGUUUGAAGAUAAUUUGGAUUCAAGAAAACGAGUGAUUGAAUUCUUUGUUUAUUUCGAAAAAAUAACAUUCGGCUCAAGGAUUUUGACUGUCUUUGAAUAAAUCGCAUAGCAAUUAUAUAAAAUUCGCAAUAAUGAAACUGGUCGGUAUGUACGUUAUUGUAGGUAAACUAGGAGUGUAGAUGACUUUUCGAGUUACUUUCAAUGCAAUAUAUUUACAUCAUGAUUAAAUAAUAUAGUGAACAAUAAUAGAUUAAUCUGACAGCAUUAAUCAUACGUAUUUUUGCGACGAAUUGAUGCCGCAAGUUAAUUCGGAAUUAUGUAUUUAAAAUCAAAUCAAUUUUGCAUCGAUACUCUACAAUUUUAUUUCAAGUUGCAAUAAAAAAGAAGCAUUUGCUCGUAAGACCUUUACUCGUCUCGUUAAGAGCAAUAACUUCGCGGAUAUUUCGAAUCAAUCCGAAUACCGAUACGACCUCUUUCUGCCUGAAUCUGCUUGAAUAACGCGAAGUCUGGGAAAUUUUCUCUUGAGAUACACAAGCAAAGAAGAAUAAAAAGGGCGUAUACUUACACUUGGAAAUACCAAGUCAAAACGGGAAAAUUCAAGCGUCGACGCUUUGAACGCGAACGCGAAGCGUGGCAUCUCUCCGCUCGCGCCACAAUCUUACGCGUUUUUCGUUUCUAUAAAAAUUGUUAUGAAAAAUUGUUCGCUUUACAAGCGAGAGCGCGCAAGGGGUCUGCGGGUAUCGCAGAAGUCGCCCGCUCUUGCGACGUUGUGACGGCGUUGUCACGAGAUGGAGAUCGCACCGUCGCGUCGCACGAAAACGCGUUUAUUGCACGACACCGCGGCGUCGUGCAAGAGUUUAUUGCACGCGGCACAAACGCGAACAAAGCGCGGUACGUACGCGGCUGCAAUUCCCGAGUGGUGAAUCGAGCGCGCCUCCACGGUACCGUCAUUAAAGGCCAUCAUUAAGGCGUCUCGCGGCCACGUUGUUACUGAUUUUACUACUGAAUGGAUUCGCCGCUACAUUCGAGUAGACAUCGGGAAUAAGAUUGAGGAAGCAUUCUUUUGCGUUGUAAUUUAUUACAAAAUAUUCUCUUUUUCAAUAAAAUCGUAUAGUUUCACGGAUAUUUUUUACCUAUCGAUACCGAUAUACUGAGUGAUUUUGAUAAAAAGUAGUUCACCACGUAUUUCUCGAAAACAGUCAGAGAUAAGGAAAGACAUCCAUUAGCAAAAUUAUAGGACAAAUAGGGAUACAUAGUUUAGAGACCUUGUCUAAAUAAAUAAAUGUUUUAUUCCCGUAAACGUACAAACGAAAUAAUUGAGCUCGCAAACAUGUAGGCACGUUAAUGGGGCAAUUUAUCUUGACGAUCUGAGUCACGGGUAGACUUCCCAUUUGCACGAGGUUGUGACGCGUUCAUACCCUCUGAACGGUGGCAGACACGUGGUAAAAUGUCUAAUUUUACCAACGCCGCUUUUUCGACGAUUAUUUGUUCAAAACAAACGUUAUAUUUUUGUAUUUAUUUUUCAAACAACUUUGAUGUGUGCUGCAUAAAAAAUAUAGGUCUAUUUAAUAAAUUAAAGCGGGAGCCAGAGAAUCUCUGCAAAUAAAAAUUCUACAAAAAACUGCAAUUAGUAGUCCCUUUAUCCAAUUUAUCUCAGUGAAAACGGCAUCUCAAUAUCUUCAACGGUUCAGAAUAGGUAUGUUAACAUUUACAUGACUUACCCUGUAUACAAUAUAUAAAAGUAAAUAAUUUUUAUGUAUCUAUAGCAAAAUUAUUUUAUAAUAAUAAUUUACA